CCCUCCUCACCAUUACACGCCUAACAAGGAAAUUGGUUAAGAAGCCCAAUCUGUAAUGUACUUAAAACUGCCGAACAAGCCCGCAAUUAUCAAACAACUUCUUAAAGGGUUCCACUUUGGGCUUUGGCCUCCAACAACUGUUAAAAAAGUCCGAUGCUCUGACGCCACCAUAAAUUUGUCCGAUUUGAUUUCUGCAGGCUGAUUGAAUUUGGGAUUUGCAUAAAUUUCAAUUCCUGUUCCAUAUAAUAAUUUCGAUUUAAAUUCCCGAAAGGGUUAAAACAACAAGAAGAAGUCUUCCAAGUCUUUUAAACAUUAAAAAAGCUCAAACAGCGGUUCCCCCUUUGGCCACUUUUGGUCGGAUCUUUCAACGGUUUCCGGGUUGGGACCCAACGCCAACCUCCGGCGUAGCCAAAACUGUGUCUUCUUGUUCCGUUCUCUUAUCAACGAAGCAAAAAAAAAAAAAAAAUCAAAAGGGAAAUCAAAUAAAUAGAGAAAAGAGAAGGAAUGGGAGAUCUCUUUAUAUGGAUUCUUUCUUUCUUCAUCCUCAUUGCCCUUAUUGUUCUCCUUGUGUAUCAGCUUAUGUGCUUGGCUGAUUUAGAAUUCGAUUACAUCAAUCCCUACGAUUCUUCAUCGCGGAUAAACAGCGUAGUCUUACCGGAAUUUGUAGUACAAGGAAUUUUAUGUUUAUUCUAUCUGUUAACGGGGCAUUGGAUCAUGGCGCUGAUAUCUGCUCCGUAUUUAUACUACGAUGUUAGACUAGUGAAAACAAUAGACGUGAGGGGAGGUGCGGAGAGGAUCUAUUGGCAAACAUUUAUGUAUCCGGAGAGGAUUGAAUGGAGAAUUGCAAUAUCUGCAUGAACAGCCUUGGCCUCCUUGCAUAAUUUUAGUUAUUUGUAGAUCAGUGCAUAUGAUACUUAGAGGGUAUUUGGUUUGUCGAACAUAACAUUAUGGUCCAUAAUGUUAUAUUCCGAAAUGAGACUAAAAUGUUUAGAUUUUAACAUUCUGGUCAUCUCGUAAUAUAAGUGUAAUUUCAUUACAAAAAUUAUUGGCUUAAUUUUAAAUUUUGGGCCAAUUUGUCAUUUAUUUUAUUAUUGUAAUGAAUUUGGACUUUUUCUUAAUAGUGAACCAGUGGAUAUCAUACAUUACAAUUAUAA
This is a messenger RNA of Gossypium arboreum, 1154 nucleotides long. RefSeq names its product protein cornichon homolog 4-like. Bases 505 to 858 code for a protein of 117 amino acids. Lineage: Eukaryota; Viridiplantae; Streptophyta; Magnoliopsida; Malvales; Malvaceae. The transcript is spliced from 3 exons. Gene Ontology annotation, biological process: vesicle-mediated transport. The record is from RefSeq and is a predicted model, not a curated record.